AUGUGUCUUUUAAUUGCAGUAUCCAGCUAUCAGCUUGAUGGAGAGAUGUCACAAGAAGAUAUCUCGAAAGGAUUAUAUGCACUUAUUUUUGCAUUAUUGACUUUCGGAGUUCUAGUUGUCUUAGAGUAUAAACCCUUGUAUACUCUCUAUGCAGUUCCAAUAUUGAUUGGCACAGUAAUGUUCAUGGCUGUCGAUGUUACCUUACAGAGCAAAGAGUUUUGACCAGGAGAGUACUUAUUUGAAAAUAUUUGAUUCUGAUUUGCAAUGAUCAAUUUCGUUCCCACUCAGUGGAAACUAAAUACAUUAGCGUUUGGAUCAAUGAUGCUCUAUCUCAUUUAUGGCUCUUACACUAUCUACGGAAUUACAGAACCUAGGCUUGCCAUUACUAUUUUAUUCACAAUCUUCUGGUUCGCUCUCUCAGGCUACUUGCUGAUUGAGAAAAACAGGAGUUUGUACUUGGAGAUCCUGAAAAAUAAAAAAUGAUUAAUGAAUCUGAAGAAAAUUUUACAAAUUCUCCCAUUUGGAGUGGUAAUUUGGCCAUCAGAGUCUGAAGACAAGUGGUUUACUAAUCAGGAAUUUACACACAAGUUUACUAAGAUCAGAAAUGACUUGAAGGAACUCCAAGACCUCGAUGUUUCCUUCAUUAGCGAGGAGGAUACAAUAAAAUCAAAUAAUGCGAAGCAUGAUCUGGAACAAUUUUUGAAAGAAAACUCUAAAAAGCUCUCUGAUACUCAAAAUUUUAUGGUAGAGAAGGAUAUCAAGAUUGCUUGCAAUCUUCUAGAAGCUGAACUCUCUUCCAAAGGUGAUGAGGCAUCAGAAUAUAGAAUUUGUAAGGUUAAAACUCUCAUGAUUGAGUGGGAAGGAGUAGAUGCAUUUAUGCACGUUUUUGAAGACAACACAGAGAUGAUUAAACUUCAAGAGGAAAAGAAUGCAAUGAUGCUUGAAGAAGCCAACAGUAACAUCAAGUUACAGAAGAUCAUGUUUGCAUCAGCUUCUCAUGAGUUCAGAACUCCUUUGAAUUCAAUUAUCAAUUCUUUUGACAUUGUUCUGAAUUCAUUUUAAAAAUAUUUACGAGCUUGCUCUCCCAUAUCUUAGUAGAGUUGACGCAGAAAAGCAAGAAAUCACUGAAAUGAACUUAGAGCUCCUUCAUAAGUUCAUAAAAAUAGGCAAAAGCUCCUCCUUGAUGCUGCUGACGCUUAUUGAAGAUGUUUUGAACUUAGCCAAAAUGGAGGCGGGAACCUUCGCAAUUUUAAAAGAGGAUUUCAAAAUUUGGGAAGUAAUCGAUGACGUAUAUGACAUUUUCCAAAUUCAAUGUAAGCAAAAGGAGAUCAGGUUUGAUCUAAUGAUGACUGAUUUUACUAAGAACCUCACCAUUCAUUCUGAUAAGUCUAGGCUCAAGCAAGUCCUCAUGAAUCUUCUUUCGAAUUCCAUGAAGUUUACUUUCAAUGGAUCUAUUGUUCUUGGCUGAAAGAUCAUGAACAAGAGAGGUAGAAGCUUCGCAGAGUUCUGGGUCAAAGAUACAGGCAUUGGUAUUAGCCAGAAGCAACAAGAGAAAUUAUUCACCUUGUUUGGCAUGGUUUCUGAAACUAAAUCUCUGAACCCAAAUGGAACAGGAAUCGGCCUGACAAUUAGCAAAUAAAUAUGUUGAAGCCCUUGGAGGAGACAUCUAUUUGAGCUCUGUGCUGAAAAAGGGUACACAAGUGACUUUUGUGAUCCCCAUUGACCAAGAAAAGAAGAGUCUUGAUGAUAUUUUUCAAUCGAGCCAAUCUCUAUCAUACUUUAUCGAGCAGGAAGACGGAGGUAUUGGCAGAAUCAAUUCACCUUGGGAACAUCCUUGUUCUAAAGGAAAGUUCACGGACCAUGUUAAGAAAAUGUUACCCAAGGUUGCGAGUAGCAAGUUUUUAGCUACUUUGUAAUUAUCUUGUA
This is a messenger RNA of Moneuplotes crassus, 1926 nucleotides long. The record is from the annotation of a GenBank genome assembly. Lineage: Eukaryota; Ciliophora; Spirotrichea; Euplotida; Euplotidae.